Messenger RNA from Ictalurus punctatus (channel catfish), 2867 nucleotides. RefSeq names its product G protein-coupled receptor 37b (gene gpr37b). The transcript has 2 exons. Gene Ontology annotation, molecular function: prosaposin receptor activity; G protein-coupled peptide receptor activity. The record is from RefSeq and is a predicted model, not a curated record. Gene Ontology annotation, cellular component: signaling receptor complex; plasma membrane. Gene Ontology annotation, biological process: positive regulation of MAPK cascade; adenylate cyclase-inhibiting G protein-coupled receptor signaling pathway. The coding region runs from base 595 to 2283 and encodes 562 amino acids. Lineage: Eukaryota; Metazoa; Chordata; Actinopteri; Siluriformes; Ictaluridae.
GGCAGCAGCGGUGACGCGGAGGAGUGGUCUGCUGCUGGUGGCUGUGCUAUGGCGGUUCGGGGUUAGUUAACCGCGGAAGUGUGGAACUACGAUUUUACCGUCGGGGUUCACCUUUAUGUAUAAACAGUCGGACUGCUCGGUGAGAGCUGCACCUUGUCACAGGUCUGCUAGUGUCCGUUUUGGGGUUUUUUAGUGCUAAAGAAGCAGAAUCGCUGUGAACUCACCGGUUUUUCUCCAUCUAAACGGAUUCAGGUGGGCGCGCCCGAGACAGACACAGGAGGGAUGCAAACAGAGACUACUUGUCGCUUUCCUCUGGUGUGGACCUCCAUCGUGUGAGCGCGUUCAGUUUACAGCAAAAAUGUGUUUGGAGAUCGAAUUUGACACUAAACGAGGUGCUCAGGUGCAUAUGGACUGAUGUGAUUUUGCGUCCAUGCUGCAUAGUGCAUCUGUAUAGACAGGUUUGUUUGUUGGUUGGUGAAUUAAAUCAGUUUAUUGUACAAAAAUAACAAUAAUGUCGAGCGUACCGAAUAGCGUUCCCAGCACAAUGUAAUGUGUUGAUUUAAAACCCAUCAGCACCAGAAAGUGACACUGACGAUGCAGGUUUGUUUUAUAAAAAAUAUAUUUUUCCUUGCAACCGCUGUGGCUCUGGCAGACAGGGACGAUGUGCACAGCAAGGCAUCCAGCGCCAUGCGGUCUGCGAGGCGACAAGCCACAGGUCCAGCUCAGUGGACUCCCUCACUGGAUGUCAGGAUGCCUUUAUUACUGAACAGAGGUAAUGCUACACAUUUCAGUCGAAGAUGCAAAACUAAAAAGUCUGGAUGUUACCUUCUGUCACACAGGAUGGACAGGACCACCCAUGGUGACAGGGUGGUCCACAGUCAGUACGAGAUAUGGAGAAAGUUCUCUGAACACGAGAGAAACCACAGACACAGAAGAGGCGCAAAGGAGCGCCACAAGAAACUGGCAUGGGAAGUAAAGAAGAGAGUAACUGGAGGUAAUAAGAUGUCAGCAAAUGCCCUUACUUCACCUUUAACGUGGUGGGAACCGAUGCCCAAGCCUUUGGCGCUCGCCUCCACCGAUUUCCCUUUCGAUAUAUCCAAACACCUGGACUUUGACACUCGGAGCAGGGCCCCAGAUAACCCGUGGGACGCAACGCCUAUGACCCCACCUUACCCUGAAGAUGAGGAAAACGAAUAUUUCCCUAACCCCUUCUACCCGGUCACGAGCGAGACGUACACAGCCUACGCCAUCACGUGUUUCUCUGCACUCAUUUUCGUGAUAGGGAUCAUUGGAAAUGUUGCAGUCAUGUGCAUUGUGUGCCAUAACUAUUACAUGAGGAGCAUCUCCAACGCCCUUUUAGCUAACCUGGCUGUUUGGGAUCUGGCCGUGUUGUUGCUGUGCAUGCCCCUUGUGGUGUUCCACGAGCUGACUAAAACCUAUCUACUGGGCCACUUCACCUGUAAAGUUAUCCCCUACAUUGAGGUAGCCUCACUUGGUGUGACCACCUUCACCAUUUGUGCCCUGUGCAUCGAUCGAUUCCGUGCCGCCACCAAUGUGCAAAUGUAUUAUGAGACAAUUGAGACUUGCGCAUCUGCUGCUGCUAAGCUUGCUGUGAUCUGGGUCGGUGCAUUACUUUUGGCGUUGCCCGAACUCCUGAUCCGGCAGCUGCUGAAGGAUUCAGACACAGAGGAAACAGAGCGGUGUCUGGAACGCAUCUCCAUAUCACUGCCUGAGACUCUUUAUGCACUGGGCCUGGCGUAUGAGAGUGCUAGGCUUUGGUGGUGCUUUGGGUGCUAUUUCUGCCUGCCCGCUCUGUUUACCAUCGGCAGCUCAUUAGCAACAGCACGCCGCAUGCGCCGGGCCGAACGUGGAUGCCCACGUGCCAACAAGAAGCAGAUGCGCCUGGAGAGCCGCAUGAACUGUGUUGUGGUGGCACUGGCUGUGGUCUACGCUGCCUGUGCAGUGCCCGACAAUGUCGCAAACAUGGUGGCAGCCUACAUAGGGCACCUGGACAUGGUGGGUGUACUGCGCACACUUGGUCAGCUCUUACUCUUUCUGCGCACUGCGAUAACACCCGUGUUGCUGCUUUGCCUAUGCCCACCGUUUGGUCAUGCUUUCAUAGAGUGCUGUUGCUGUUGCACAACUAUGUGUGGUGCGGCGGCCUCCUCAGCAGUGGGCAGUGACGAUAACGAGCAUGAAUGUACCACCGAGCUGGAGCUGUCUCCAUUUAGCACCAUCCGUAGGGAGAUGUCCAACUACACUGCGACAGGGUCCCACUCCUGAGCCACCGGUGCCAGUGUACAGUAUGUGUCAGUGCCAACAAUACUACACAGUGUACUGCAGAAACACAUACGUUCUCACUUCUGUAAAUACUCUGACCACUGUCUUUUUUUGUAUUAUUAUUUGUAUUAGUAUAUGUUUUUAAAAACUAGUGACUCUUUACAUAUUUUUUGCACUGCCAACUGCUUUAGCUUUGUUUAUAUGUCUCUGCAUCUUACUGCUAGUAAUAUUCCUAUGAUAUCUGUAUAUGGCAAUAUGUUCCAUGCCUUGACCUUUCUUUUAAUGAAGGUGAUUGUGUAAAUCUGUCUUGAAUUGCGUGAAGCAGUACACUUGGAACACCUGAAGAAAAUCCCUAGUGUGUGUGUGUGUGUAUGAUAGCAGAAAAGAAAAGUAGAUAUCAACACUAUGCUCGGUGUGCUUAAUGGUUUCUAAGUCCAUUUUUAUAUAACCAAAAAUUCUCUUUAAUAAACUCAAGUGUUUGCUGGGAAGUGGCAUAUCGUUUGAAAUUCUUUGCUGGAAAUUGGUAUAUUAAAAUGCAAACAUGGCCUCUUUUUUUUCAUUCAGUACAUUGCUUGUCAGCAAAAUAG